AUGGACCAACCAGGCAUGAACCAAUCAGGUAUGACACAACCAGGUGUAAACCAAAUAGAUAUGAACUACUUAAGUGUAAGACCACAACGCCUAAGCAAAACAGAUAUCGAACAACCAAUUAUGAGGCUAUCAGGCCAGAACCUAUACAAUAUAAAACAACUAGGGCCAAGACAAUCAGACAGCAACCAGCCAAGCACGAACCAACUAGGCAUGAACAAACCAGGUGUGACAAGAGCAGGAGCAAGCCAAGCAGAUAUGUACCAAUCAGGCUUGAGCCCAUCCAAUAUGAAACUACUAGUGCCAAGCAUGGACCAUCUAGUCAUGAGCAAACCAGACCUAAGCCUACAAGUUAUGAGGGAGCCAGACCCAAGACAACUGGAUAUAAAACAACCAAGCAUACACCAACCAGGUAUGAAUCAAGCAGACAUGAGCCAAACAGGCAUAUGGCAGCCAGGCUCACCUCCUCCCAACAGAAAAGUGAGCUCAAGGCAAUGGGACCCAGUGUAUCCAGGCAGGAGACCACAAGACAUGUGGCAAGUAAACCAAAUCAAUCAAGGAAUGAGGCAAUCAGAUAUAGUGCAACAAGACCCAAGCUAUGCAGUACAGAGACAACCAGAUACAUGGAAACAGGACCCAAGUUAUCCAGGACUGAAACCUAUAGAGCGACGGUAUUUGGGGACAAGCCAGACAGGCAACAAACCAAAUUUAUGGCAACAAUACCUAAGUCAUCCAGGCCUCAGACAGUUGGAAUUCAGACAAGCAGAUCCCAGAGAACUAGGUAUGCAACAAUCUGACACAGGGCAAGCAGGCCCUAGUCAAUUAGGCAUGAGACAAACAAGCCAACCACGUAUGAGACCAAACGACAUAUGCAGACAGUCAGGCACUUGGCAAUCAGACUCUAGCCCACACGGCAAGACACUGUCAGACCCAUGGCAUCUGAGCCUCAGCCAACCGGCCAUAAGACAAUCUGACACAUGUCAUCUAGGCUCUAGCCCAUCAGGUAUGGAACAGUUGAACACAUAUUAUAUAAGCUCCAGUCAACUAUGCAGGAAACCCUCUGUCACACAACAACAGGGAUCCAACCAACAAGGCAUGAAAUACUCAGACACAAAGCAAGUGAACCCUAGUCUAUUGGGCAUGACUCCAUCAUACUCAAAAGAAGUUGGGGGCAGCCAACGAGGCAUGGAUGAUUUGGACACACCGAAAUCAGGCUCCAGCCAAACAGGCAUGAAAGAGUUGUACAGAUGGCAAUCAGGCACCAACCAACCAGGCAAGACACAGUCUGACAAAUGGCUACUAGGCCCUAGCCCUCUAGGUAUAAGACAUUUGGAUUCAUGGCAAACAGGCCCAAGCCAACAGGGCAUGAAACAUUCAGACUCAUGGCCAUGGGGCCCAAACCAUUCAGGUACAAGACAAUCAGAUGUAUGGCAACCAAGCCCCAACCAAUCAGACACAAGACAAUUGGAUACAUGGAACCGAAGUCCAAACCUCCCUGGUGUAAGACAGUUAUACACAUGGCAGCCAACCCCCAGUUGCUCAGACACAAAACAAUCAGAAAAACAGCAAGCCAGUCCUAGCAACUCAGACGUGAAACAAUCAGAUACUUGGGAACCAGUGCCAAAGAAAUCACAGACAAAUAUCAUCCAAACAGGCACUCACCAAUUAGAUAUAAACCAAUCAGAUACCACCCAACCAAGCCAAGAAGGAAUGACACAAUUAGAAAUAGCAGAACCAAGUCCAAUCCAACCAGAAAGGAAAGCCAGUCCAUCAGACACUAGCCAAUCAGACUCAAUUCAACUGGACAUAAGCCAAGCAGGUGAAAGUAAAUCAGAGCCAAGUGAAUCAAGUAUGAGUGAUACAAGUCAAGGAGCAAUGCAAUCAUGCACGACAAAUAAAAGCAUGGCUCCUUUCUACAUAAGACCUGCUGAGCCUCAAGACUGCCCAGAUAUCCUGCGACUGAUUAAAGAAUUGGCUUCCUGUGAAGGCAUGCAAGAAGAGGUGUCAUUAACAGAACAUGAUUUAUACAGAGACGGUUUCGGGGUCAAUCCACUUUUCUACUGCCUGAUUGCUGAAGCGCCCAAUCAACAAACAGAAUCAGGACUGAAAACUAUUGGAUUUGCCAUGUACUAUUUCACUUACGACCCAUGGAUUGGCAAACUGCUUCACCUAGAGGAUUUUUAUAUCACUGAAGAUUAUCAAGGUAUAGGUAUUGGGGCUGACAUGCUGAAGAAGCUAAGUCAGAUAGCCAUCAAUACCCAUUGUAGUGCCAUGCAGUUUCUUGUCAUCAUUUGGAAUCAGGAUUCCGUUGAGUACUACACUCGCCUAGGGGCUUUAGACCUUUCCUGUGAGGAAGGCUGGCAUUUGUUCCGAUUUAACAUGGAAGAUCUCCUGGAACUUGCAGAGGAAGAAUGAAAAAAAAAAAAAAAAAAACAAAAAAAAAACCAAAAAAACAAAAAAAAAAAAA
Molecule: messenger RNA, 2464 nt
Organism: Meriones unguiculatus (Mongolian gerbil)
Lineage: Eukaryota; Metazoa; Chordata; Mammalia; Rodentia; Muridae
Gene: Satl1
Product: spermidine/spermine N1-acetyl transferase like 1
Exons: 8
Coding region: 1-2412 (803 amino acids)
Cellular component (GO): cytosol
Molecular function (GO): N-acetyltransferase activity
Source: RefSeq, a predicted model, not a curated record